UCCGAUCCCCUUGUUGUGUACCGGCUUAAUACCGUAACUUACGGAACAGCCUCCGCGCCUUAUCUAAGCAUGCGUUGUCUCAAACAGCUGGCAUUGGAAUGCAAUGAUGACGUCAUCGCUCGUGUUAUCAAUGACGACUUCUACGUAGAUGACCUAAUUACGGGUCAUGAUGAUAAAUCCACAUUAUUAAAAACAUGUGACCAAGUUUCUAAAAUACUAAAGUCUGGUUGCUUGCCAUUACGAAAAUGGUUAUUUAAUUCUGAAAUCUCCAAUUCACCGUUUGAUUCUAAAGAACUUACAUUGGGAGAUAAUUGCCAAACUAAAACAUUAGGGUUAGGGUGGUUUUCCGCUUCGGAUGAAUUGCAUUUUAGUACGAUGUUUGUUCAAGAUGCAACCCGAAAUAAUAAUAUAACUAAACGCACAAUUUUAUCAAUCAUAUCUCAAAUAUAUGAUCCUUUGGGAUUGUUAUCACCUUCCAUUAUUAUCGCAAAAAUAACUUUACAAAAAUUAUGGCUAUGCAAAACAGGUUGGGAUGACCCGGUGCCACAAAACAUUAUUUUAUCGUGGAAAAAUUACAUUAAUAAAUUACCACAUUUACAAACCUUACGUAUUCCCCGUCAUGUUAUUGGCGAAAAUACAAACGUAAACGAAUUGCACAUUUUUACGGACGCAUCGCAAGAUGCCUACGGCGCUUGUGCCUAUGUACGUAGCUAUAUUGAUGAUCCUCUCCUAGUGCGAGUACCAAUUAAAACCUGUUUAUUGUGUGCAAAAAGUAAAGUCGCGCCAGUCACUACGGUCAGUGUUCCGCGAUUAGAACUCAACGGAGCGUUGUUAGGGGCAAGGUUAUAUAAACAAAUAAUUAAAUCUCUUAGAAUCACGUUUGAUAAAGUAUGUUUUUGGUCAGACUCGACUAUUGUGUUAGGGUGGCUUAGGAUGUCACCUAGUCUAUUAAAAACAUAUGUACAAAAUCGUGUUGUUGAAAUCAAUGAAAUAACAAACGAUUUACCGUGGUAUCACGUGGCGGGAAGCCAUAACCCUUCUGAUCUGUUAACUCGCGGCAUUCAAUUCGAUGACCUACAAUCGUCGGACUUGUGGUGGCACGGGCCAACAUUUUUACGUGAACCUAACCUAAACUGGAUACAUGAAGGUGUACCUAACGUGAACUACGAUGAGUUACCGGAACUCAAACCUAUUAAAACCGCAAUGAUCCGAACGACUUACUCCCUUUAACCCCAGCUCAUUUCUUGAUUGGCCGGCCGCUUACUGCGCCGCCUGCUCGCAGAGACCUCACCGCCACAGCUGCGCAGCGCCUCACUCGCUAUGACCGCGUCGAACAGAUGCGUCAGCAUUUUUGGAGCCGCUGGGCUAAGGAAUACAUAGCUGAACUUCAGAAACGAACCAAAUGGCAGAACCACAAUGAAACCAUAGAAAACAACAUGAUGGUACUAAUAAAGGAAGACAACCUGCCUCCUCUCAACUGGCGGGUAGGACGAGUCAUUCACACAUUCACAGGGAAAGACGGCCUCUCACGUGUCGCAAACAUUAAGACUUCUACGGGCAUUAUUCAACGGACAUUCCCUAAAAUAUGUCCUCUUCUCACACACAACGAAGACAGAGAACCUCGACCUAAACAUGAAGACAGAGAACAUAUUUCCACCGCUAGGGACAGCAGCUUCUUGGAACCAGCAGUCCAGCAGCUUCCAAGGCCGGGGGCAUGUUAACAAGCGCACAAACGAAACGCAUCCACAUCGCGUGGCGCCACCUAUCGAUUAUUAUGCGAUGACGGUCUUCCGGUUCCUGCAGCGGCCGCCACAUUCGUCUCAUACCUUUUUUCGAAACACAUAUUAUCACGACGUCGUCUAAUACGCACAUCGCUUAUUUUACUGUAGACUUACCUACCUUUGUUCUAAAAUAAAUAAAUUUGUUAACAACGUAAUAAAGAUAUUCAUUGAAGAGCGCCUGCACACACCCAUAAGAAAAAAGGAGACG
Pectinophora gossypiella (pink bollworm) is the source of this 1989-nucleotide messenger RNA. RefSeq lists its product as uncharacterized. The coding region runs from base 70 to 1230 and encodes 386 amino acids. NCBI's taxonomy places the organism in Eukaryota, Metazoa, Arthropoda, Insecta, Lepidoptera, Gelechiidae. The transcript is spliced from 2 exons. The record is from RefSeq and is a predicted model, not a curated record.